UAGUGAUGAUAACGCGCGCCCGAGGUGAUACCGCGCGCAUUGGAAACGGUGCUGGACCGGAGAGAAAAUAAUGCAUAACAGUUCACGCACCGACUGCUGCGUUGGCCACCGCCGGGUAAUAAGCUUCGGGUAUCGCGGCGUGAAUCGGGCAACGACGGUCUAGGAUCGCGCACACGCCGCGGUCCGCGGAAACCGUUCGUCGAUAUCCAGCACUCACGGGGCAACCGUGGCCAGUCCGAAGACCUGUUGACACAUCGUUCCGGACGGGAGAUGGUCGUCGCUUGACGAAACUCGCGUGUCCUGCUCGCCGACAUGGUGACCGUCCAGAAUCAAUAAUCAUUGGAGGAUGAGGCAACAAGGCUGGCUGCGCAUCUUAGCGUUUCUAGCAUUUUCGUGGGUAGCGUUUUUAUUGGUAACUGUUAAACUAGUGCGACAGCAAGAUAACACUGAUGGAGACUCAUCUCAAAGACUGGCCAAGGCAAUACGUGAACUUGAUAAAUUACAUAAAAGCAAUGCUGAGCUUAGUGCUUUAGUGAUGGAUUUGAAUGACAAUCCAAGAAUAGAUAAUAAGAAAGUUCUUCUAACUUACAUACAAAAUUCUAAAGGAGGUGGACUGAAUAGUCCAUCUGAAGAGUAUGAACUUUUACGUCGUCGUAUAUUUUCUAACACCAAAGAGCUUUGGUACUAUGCCAAUUCUGAAUUACAAUCAUUGGAAAAAGAGGCUGAUAAUGGAGAUCGUAUAGCAAAAAUAAGAAAAAAUAUUGGUGAACAUUAUAUGUCUUUAUUAAAAGAUGUGACAAAUUUAGCUGAAAUUGAUGGUCAUUCACAAUGGAGACAACAGGAAUCUGAAAAUUUAAGUAAUUUAGUUCAAAAAAGAUUAAAACACUUACAAAAUCCAUUUGAUUGUGCAAAAGCAAGAAAACUAGUUUGUGACCUAAAUAAGGGUUGUGGAUAUGGUUGUCAACUGCAUCACGUUGUUUAUUGUUUUAUUGUUGCAUAUGCUACCGAAAGAACAUUAAUUUUAAGAUCUAAAGGUUGGAGGUAUUCUAAAGGAGGAUGGCAAGAUGUAUUCUUACCAUUGAGUGAUACAUGUCUUUUGCCAAAUGGUGAAACAACCAAUAGGUGGCCAGGUCAUCGGAAUACUCAAGUUAUUACGUUACCUAUAAUUGACUCAAUCAAUCCAAGACCACCUUUUCUUCCUCUUGCAUUACCUGAAGAUUUGGCUCCUCGGUUAAAUAUCUUACAUGGAGAUCCUGUUGUGUGGUGGAUAGGCCAGUUUCUGAAAUAUAUGCUCCGGCCUCAACCAGCAACUAGUAACAAAUUAAAUGAAUACGCUAAAAAAGUUAAUUUUCAAAAACCAAUCGUUGGAGUGCAUAUUAGAAGAACUGACAAAGUUGGUACAGAAGCUGCAUUCCAUAAACUAGAUGAAUAUAUGAUACACGUUGAAGAAUAUUAUAAGUAUAAAGAACUAAGCGAUAAAGUUGACAAAAAACGAGUUUACUUAGCUACAGAUGAACCAAAAUUGUUUUCUGAAGCUAAACGCAAAUAUCCUGAGUAUGAAAUUAUUGGCGAUGAAGAUAUAUCUAAAACAGCAUCCAUCAGUAAACGCUAUUCUGAUCAAUCACUUAGUGGAAUCAUUACAGACAUCCAUUUUUUGUCACUUAGUGACUACUUAGUUUGUACAUUUUCAUCUCAGGUUUGUCGAGUGGCUUAUGAGAUAAUGAAUAGUCUUCAUCCUGAUGCAUCAACUAUGUACACCUCAUUAGACGACAUAUACUACUAUGGUGGUCAAAAACGUAGACUUCAUACAGCUGUACUACCUCAUCGAGCCAAUGGUCCACAUGAAAUAAAUUUACAAGUUGGUGAUGAUAUCGCAAUUGCCGGUAAUCAUUGGGAUGGUUACUCAAAAGGAACAAAUUUAAGAACAAAAGAAAGUGGUCUAUACCCUACAUUUAAGGUUUCACCAAAAAUUGAAACUGCACGGUUUGCCAGUUAUCCAGAUGUAACAUUAAGCGCCAAUGAAUUACAAGAAAAAAAAAGAUAACCGAGUUACUACUUAUAUUUAUAUAUAUAAUAAUUGGUAGCAGUCAUGCACUAAUAAUAAUAGCCUAAGCUCUAAAAAAUGUUACAUGACCAGACACCAGACAGUAAUUAAUACAUUAUAAAUAUACAUAUAUUAUAUAGAAUCUAAGCCAGCAUGCCCUAAGGAAGUGAGAAAAGUAUUACACAUAAACUAAAAGGGCUCUAUACAUAUUUUUAAGCAGUGCCUAAAUUGUCUUUAAAUUUGAUAAUAAUAUCAAAAGUUCAAAACAUUC
Messenger RNA from Sipha flava (yellow sugarcane aphid), 2315 nucleotides. Its product is annotated as alpha-(1,6)-fucosyltransferase-like. The transcript has 9 exons. The record is from RefSeq and is a predicted model, not a curated record. The coding region runs from base 347 to 2044 and encodes 565 amino acids. Gene Ontology annotation, biological process: protein N-linked glycosylation. Gene Ontology annotation, cellular component: Golgi cisterna membrane. Gene Ontology annotation, molecular function: glycoprotein 6-alpha-L-fucosyltransferase activity; protein binding. NCBI's taxonomy places the organism in Eukaryota, Metazoa, Arthropoda, Insecta, Hemiptera, Aphididae.